Messenger RNA from Aegilops tauschii subsp. strangulata, 1005 nucleotides. Its product is annotated as alpha carbonic anhydrase 7-like. The record is from RefSeq and is a predicted model, not a curated record. Gene Ontology annotation, biological process: one-carbon metabolic process. Gene Ontology annotation, molecular function: zinc ion binding; carbonate dehydratase activity. NCBI's taxonomy places the organism in Eukaryota, Viridiplantae, Streptophyta, Magnoliopsida, Poales, Poaceae.
GAAUUUUGCAGCGAACCUCACGCACCUAAUUAUCUACCACCCGAAUGUUUUUUGGAAUUUUUUGAAUUUUUCUAGUAUUUUUUUAAUUUUUUCCGUGAGCGCGGGUGCAGAUUCGCCGCACUCCUCGAUCAACACACAACACAAGACAAUAUGCGUUCAGCUCCCCACCUCCACCUCGCGGUCUGGGCCCUUCUCCUCCUGCACUUCGCAGCCUUCGUCCCGGAAGCCAGAGCACAGCAGGAAAUCGACGAUGAGUCGGAGUUCAGCUACGACAGCAGGUCCGAGAACGGGCCGGAGAACUGGGGCAAGAUCAAGGAGGAGUGGGUGACGUGCGCCACCGGGCGGGUGCAGUCCCCCAUCGACCUCUCUGACCGCCAUGCCGCACAGGCGCCCAACCUCGGGUACCUCCACCACUCCUACCGCCCUGCCGAGGCCUCCAUCGUCAACCGUGGCCACGACAUCACGGUGACAUUCCAGCGCGACACCGGGAGCUUGUGGAUCAACGGCACUGCUUACCACCUCAGGCAGGUGCACUGGCACUCCCCCAGCGAGCACCACCUAAACGGCCGCCAGUACAGCCUGGAGCUCCACAUGGUUCACCUCAGCGCCGAGAACAAGGCUGCCGUGAUCGGCCGCCUCUAUAAGAUCGGUAGGCGCGACCAUUUCCUGCACGAGCUAGAGCCUUACCUGCGGAGGAUGGCAGGCAUGAAGGAGAAGGAGGAGAAGGUUGGCGUGGUGGAUCCCUGGGAGGCGAGAGGCGAUGGUGAAGCCUACUACCGGUACAUGGGCUCCCUCACCACGCCGGCGUGUGAUGAGGGGGUCAUCUGGACCGUCAUCAAGAGGGUUGCUACCGUGUCGACUCACCAAUUGAAGCUUCUCACGGACGCUGUCCACGAUGGCUUUGAGAUGAACGCGAGACCCCUUCAGAAGUUGAAUGGCAGAUAUAUCAGCUUUUUCUGCCCUCAUGAUGACCAUGAACGCUAUUACGCUGCUGCUGAUCAUUAA